Messenger RNA from Rhincodon typus (whale shark), 4541 nucleotides. RefSeq names its product OTU deubiquitinase with linear linkage specificity like (gene otulinl). Gene Ontology annotation, molecular function: cysteine-type deubiquitinase activity. The record is from RefSeq and is a predicted model, not a curated record. Gene Ontology annotation, cellular component: cytoplasm. Gene Ontology annotation, biological process: protein linear deubiquitination. The transcript is spliced from 8 exons. Lineage: Eukaryota; Metazoa; Chordata; Chondrichthyes; Orectolobiformes; Rhincodontidae. Bases 163 to 1209 code for a protein of 348 amino acids.
UCUCAGAAGACGUGUUUCAGUUCCCACUUGGCUACAGCUGGGCCAGCGUCAGCCACAUCCUUCCUCCUGCCAAAUGAUUGGCGGUCUGAGCUGUCCGUCUGAAUACGGUAGUUGCUCAAAGUGAAAGCUACGGAAACGACAAAUUCAGGAGAGAGCUCUAGGAUGGGAUCUUUCCACAACAGCCAGAACAUCAACUCCACUCUUUCAGAGACGAAACUCCACUCCUGGAGACAAAUUGUAUGUUGGAUCAUAGACAGUACCUGGAAAAAACUUCAGAGUCCGUUGUUCACUGCAGGAAUAGUGACAUUAUUAUUGAGUUCAUUGUUUAUCAGAGGACCUUACACAUGGGUACAAUAUUUUCUAAAGUGGCCACUUAGGAUAAGAAACAGAAAGAACAUUGCAAUUGGUCCUUUAACUGAUCUUUUGGAAUACGGAAGAAUUGAAUGGAAGGGAGGUACCGCUCAAGCUGAACAAAUGAGAAAGGCUUAUGAAGAUAUUUAUUUGGUGCACAACAUGAAAAACUUGCGAAAAAUCAGAGGAGAUAACUACUGUGCAUUGAGGGCAGUUUUAUUUCAGAUUCUCAGCCAGGGUUUACCUCUUCCAUCAUGGAUAAGAGAACAGGAUGUAACUAAGAUUCCUGAAAGAGUAUUUACACAAGGCUGCAACUGGGUACAGCAGUACAGUUUUGGUCCUGAGAAAUACACUGGGAAUAAUGUGUUUGGAAAACUACGCAAGUACCUGGAAUUUCUUAAAGUGCAGUGGAUCAACAUUCAUGGAAUUAAAGACCAAGGGAAAAGAAUAGAAAUAUGUAUGAAAUUAUUCAGUGAGCAGGAGAAUGAAUACAAGAUGUUUGAAGCAAUGAAAUUUCUUAUGUUGUAUGUUGUGGUUGAGCUUUAUGACGACAUGAAAAAUGGAGAAGACGUUCCCAGCUUUUGUUCUUUUCUCUUCGCUCGUGAUUCUUCACCUGAUCCUUUAAGUUUCAUGUUGAACCACCUCAACUGUGUUGGUGACACAGGUGGACUGGAGCAGAUUGAAAUGUUUCUCCUUGGAUUCACACUCAAUUUGAAGAUCAAAACCUUCAGACUGUAUAAAUAUGGCACUGAAGAAUUUGAAUCUUGUUAUCCUGUAAGUUGCCAUAGAGAAUGGCAUGAAGUUCUUCUUCUGACGGAGGAUGACCGGCAUUAUAAUGUUCCUAUUGCCUGGAGCUGAAUUAUGUUAGUGAGAUGUUGAGGAAACAUUUUAUCCCCAAUGUAAAUGUCUUGGAUAUUUAUAUUGGCUUAAUGUUAUGAUGACCAUACAAACCUUGUAGCAGCAAAGUAUUACUUAAAUUUUGCAUUGAAACACUUUUUUUGGAUGAAUUUGUAAUUUUACCAAAUGCUACAAGUCUGAAGGUGUUCUGUAAGAUGCAAAUCUUUAUCUCAAGAAUGAAAAACUCAAACUCGUAAGCAAAAAUAACACAUUUUAUAAAGACUGAACCAAUUGAAGUUUUAAAUCUCUCUUGCUGCCAUAUUUUUUCCAAGUUUCUGCACACUAAUAGCGAAUUAAGUUUCUUAUCCUCCUCCACCAAUAUUUAUCCGUGUAGGGUGAGGCCCACAUCAUGUGAAAAGCCUGACUCUGAAGGUUGAAAUCAGGUGUACUUCCUCAUGGAUCUCUGGGGGCAUCAAACAUGGUGCCAAGUCAUAUUUGCCUCCUUUUCCCUCUCCUUGCCCUCUCAAAUCAAGCUGCCACUCAUGUCACCAGGCCUUGCCAGGUUGGCCCAGGCAAUACUCAAAUGUACCUGAAAGCUUGGACUCCUCUUUGUUGAUGCUGGCUGUAGUUGCAGCAGUUAUCACUGCUCCUGCCUGUUGCUACUGGUACUAGAGCUUGCUGGCCAAUCAGAUGAACUGGAGCAACUUUCCAAAGUGGGAUUUCCUCAUGAGUCAGUGUCUUGACUGAUAUCACUUAAAUUGAUCCAGGGAACCAGUCCGGAUUGUGGGCAUGUUUGCUCCCAAGUCAUUGGCUAGGGAUCAGAAAUCAUAGCACCCUAAAAUACCUGAAUUAUUGUAACUUUUUAUUGGCCUGCCUAACAUCAUUAUAGGAGCACCAUUACUACAAGCAGUGAUUCAAGGAGAAGGCUUAUCAUUUUCUCUCCGAAGAUUUAGAAUGGGAAAUGAGAGAGGGCAAGUUAGCUUGAACAAAAGAAUAUCUUGUGGCGUUGACACUUAAUGUAUCUUCCUGCUUCCAUGUGAUAUCUCACUUCUAAAGUUGACCAUUAAUUUCAGUCAAGCUGCAUACAAAAUUUUCAGUUUAAUAUUUCAUCCAAUACUUUGCAUUUCAAAUUACUUAGCACUCCCAGUAAUGCAUUGAAAUUUCAGCUUUUACACAUUAUAUUCUAGGUCCUUUGCAUGUAUCCUGAACAAACGUCUUUAUACCUCUGAAUAGAAUGCAACCACUUGGACAAACUAAGUUCCGAAGGCAUGGUUUUAUUUUGGAUGGCAGGGUUUCUGCACCACCGCCUGAAGUGCUGGGAGGAAACAGUUUCCCCACUGACCACAGCAGUCCUGUAACUAUUGAAGGCUCCAAGGAGCAUUAAUUAUAUGGGAGGCAAUGGCCUAGUGGUAUUAUCGCUGGACUGUUAAUCCAGAGACCAGGAUAACAUUCUGGGGACCGGGGUUCAAAUCUUACCACAGCAGAUUCCAGUGGAAUUUCAAUUCAAUAAAAAUAUCUGGAAUUAAGGAUCUAAUGAUGACCAUUGAUUCAUUGUCGAUUGUUGGGAAAAACCCACCUGGUUCACUAAUGCCCUUUAGGGAAGGAGACUGCCAUCCUUACCUGGUCUGGCCUACGUGUGACUCCAGACCCACAGCAAUGUGGUUGACUCUGAACUGCCCUCUGGGAAAUUGGGGUUGGACAAUAAAUGCUAGUCAGUGACGUCCUCAACCCAUUAAUGAAAAAAAGUUGACAUAAGCAGAAUAGCCCAACCUUGCUCUUAAUUGAUAUGUGUGUAUGUUUAUCCUUCGAGAAAGCUAGGAAGGGGCAAUAAAAGUGGCCAAGAAAUCCUGGACUCCAAGACCAAGUAAGUGCUCAGGUCUUGCAGUAGGUACCGGUGGUGAGGUUUGGCUCCAGGAUGGUGGGAAAAGAUGGAUGGGAGGUCUUCAUGGAUUAGCUGGGGGAGAAGCAUGUGUGGAAACAGAUAUUAUGGGGCAUCCAAUAUUAAAAAAGCCCCUUGAUUCAAGGCCCACGCAGACUGACCUAUUGGUCACCCUAUACUCCUGAACUCAUUCUAAUGUGGGCCUCAAAAUUGAGGUUAGCCGGGAAGCGGCCCACUUGGGGCGAGAAUUAAUGAGCCUUAAAUAACCACCCCGCACUUGUAAAAUUGUGGACAGGCUGGAGGCACGCAUGAGAGCCAAUCAUGAAAUUUUGGGUGUCCUCCCUCUCAGUAAGGGUCUAUAAAAUUCUGCCCUAAUGCUUGUUUUCAGUCUUAGUUUGCGGUGCUGUUGAUCUGAUUAGUUGAAAAUCUAUGACAACUACGUUAUACUUUGUUUCUGUAUUUAAAACUUAACACCAAUAAUCCUCUACCAUUGAGGCGUUGCUCAUUCAUUUUGCAUCAUACUUGACAGUGGUUCAAUACACAAGACAGUGAAAUAAAUAAUUUUGUAUUUUGAUGAAAUGACUGUACGUAAAACAGUAUUGUGUUCAUGGUAAAGCUCUUUGUUUACGUGACAUUGUAAAAAUGGUAGUUUUUCUUUUUGUGACUUGCAUUUGUUUCUUGCUGUAUUCUUUUCUCUUCACACCCGACCUGAAACAUUGUCCCUUCUGAGAGAAAAAAAUGGUUACAUUACUUUAUUACUUAGAUCAAUCUUUUAGAUAGCCUAUUCUUUUGUAAGUGUCCCAAUAUUGGUACUAGUGAAAACACCAGCUUUCAGAGGAGUUUUUGUUUGUUUGUUUCUUGAUGGCAACUUGGAAAAUGUUUGUUUCUACAGAUGAGUUUUCCAUAUUUGCAGUGAAUUUAUUUAGUCACAGGGGUUAGAGGAAUUUAUGUGAUAUUUGAACAUUUAGAUGAUAUAUUAUAAACAAAUGAACAAGAAAAAUAUUUUUUAAAAGAUUAGAUACUUGUAUAUGUAAAAACUUAUUUCCAUUUCUUUCUCUAUUUCUUUCACUCUUAGAAAUAUGUGGUGGUGACUUGAACAUAAAUCAUUUAUGUAUGUAAUACUUCUGUAUAUUUUGUUCACAAAGUUUUAUGCUUCUAAUAAUGAAAACUGUUUGCUACUUUUAACAUUAACUUUAAGUUGUGGAUAAUUAUACAUUCUUAUGCUGUCAACAAAAGCUCGUUAUUUCUUAAAGGAGGAUAGUCAUUUGGAGUGAAUUUUCUAGUUAAGCUUGGUGCUAAGCUUGCGGCAUUUAAUACAAAACUGCAUAAUUGCAUUUUUUACAAAUUGGUUUUAAAAUUGUGUACUCAAUUUUUCUUGGCGAGUAUAAGUUAAAGCAUUUGUUUUGAUGUAUUUGAGUAUUUGUUGGAUUAACAUGUUGAAAUUGGCCAUGAUUAAGAAAGUAUUUUUAAAAUC